GGGGCGGGAGACUGAAGAAGACCCUGCCCACAAAGACAAACAUUUGAGACACCUUAUUCCGUGGACAGCCUAAAGAAGAGACAGCAGGAACAUCUCUGUAGUCAUAGGCUUUAGGCUGGGCAAAGAGAGAUAAACACUUAAUUUUGGAUAAUACAAAAUUAUGGAGGAAGAAAUACAGCAACCUGAAUGUGCUGCGGAGAAAACACAAUGUGACAAGAAUAACAACAGCCAGAUUGCGCUGAAGGAAAACAUACCUUCAAAGACAGAAGAAGAGACAAGCGAAGACAAGGAAAGAGAGAGCAAGAAGGAUGGAGAGAGAGAAGAAAUAAGGGAAGAAACAAAAUGUCUAGAUGAAAAAAAACAUACUGAAUCUCAUGAAGGUGAUGCUGAACAACAUAGCCAAGAUAGCACAACUGACAAUGCAACUGCUGACAACACAGACUGUAAUAUAAGAACAGAGGAGGAGGCUAAGAAAGAAAAACAAGAGGAAAGUGAAACAAAAGAAGAAAAUACAUCAACUAAUAAUGAGGAAAAAGUGAAGGAGGCCGCAACAAAUAAAACAGAGAAGAAAAAAGCAAGCAAAGGCAAAGAUACAGAAGUAAAAUCAGAUGUAAAUAAAAAGGGAAGCACAGAAGAGAUGGAAAAACCAGCAAAGAGGAAAUCUGGACCGUCUGCUGCCUCUCUUGCUGCCCUGAGUCGGCCCCGCCCCUCGGCACGCUCCAUCCGUGCAUCCGCUAAAAAGGACCUCAUCGCCAAGUUCCAGCAAGGAGCACCAGAAACACCAGUCCAACGCAACUUUAAACUCCAGAAGUCUGCCACAGCUGGGGCCACAGGGGCUUCAAUCAAACAGAAAAUACUCCAGUGGUGUAUCAACAAAACUCGCAAAUAUGAGGGGGUGACCAUAGAGAACUUUUCUUCGUCCUGGUCUGAUGGGAUAGCGUUUUGUGCUCUUAUCCAUCGUUACUUCCCUGAGGCCUUUGACUUCAGCUCCCUGAAUCCAAAAGAGAGAGAGAAGAACUUCACACUGGCCUUCCAAACUGCUGAGACUUUGGCUGACUGCUGCCCCCUUCUGGACGUGUCUGAUAUGCUCAUGAUGGGCAACCACCCUGACCCCAUGUGUAUCUUCACCUAUGUUCAGUCACUCUGCCACAGCCUGUCCAAGAUAGAGAAACAGAGAAAAGAGAAAGCUGAAAAAGAGAAAGCUGAAAAGAAGGAGGAAGAAGGGCCACAAGAGGAGGAAGAGCCAGAGGACAGUGAGACCACAGAGGGUCCAGAGGAGACCCCAGUUAUUAAUGAAAGUUAUGAGGAAAGCUGUGAAAAGGAGGAAAAUGUGUCAGCAAGUGAAGAGACUGAUACUCAGAAAAUGGUAGAAGGGGAAUCCUAGAGUUAUUAGGAUCUUAUUUAACUAGAUUUAUGCUAUGUGGUCUAAACUGCUGUAUUUUGCCCUGUGCACAAGUUUGUAGACAGUAUUAUUAUUAUUGAUAAUGUGGGUUUUAUUCACUGCAAUUGUAUGUUGACACAAAUGUUUAAAAUUGCUGUACUUUAGGAUUGGUUACAUGAUUUGAAGUAAAGUGGGUGUUACAUAUUUCAUAUAUAUAUUGCAUUUGACAAUAGUAGUGUGUUUUAGACACUGGGGUGACUUGUAAACACAAAUGUGAAAUGUUACUAGUUUAUUAUUAAAUUGAUUUGAAAAAUUA
Boleophthalmus pectinirostris (great blue-spotted mudskipper) is the source of this 1697-nucleotide messenger RNA. It is a transcript of the gene smtnl1, whose product is annotated as smoothelin-like 1. The transcript is spliced from 5 exons. Gene Ontology annotation, cellular component: microtubule organizing center; filamentous actin. The record is from RefSeq and is a predicted model, not a curated record. The coding region runs from base 161 to 1384 and encodes 407 amino acids. Gene Ontology annotation, biological process: actin cytoskeleton organization. Gene Ontology annotation, molecular function: protein binding. Lineage: Eukaryota; Metazoa; Chordata; Actinopteri; Gobiiformes; Gobiidae.